Gryllus bimaculatus (two-spotted cricket) is the source of this 390-nucleotide messenger RNA. NCBI's taxonomy places the organism in Eukaryota, Metazoa, Arthropoda, Insecta, Orthoptera, Gryllidae. The record is from the annotation of a GenBank genome assembly.
AUGGCUGGGUCAUUCCGAGGCCAAGAUGGCCGAGGCUUAAUCUUCACAAUCGUAAUAUUCAAGGGUUCAAACGUUAAUGUUAGAGCAACAUUACUAUUUAAAAGACACCAUGAGGAUCUUGGGAGUUGCGCGUGCGCAGUCUUGCUCUACCGUGGGGAACUGUUGCUCUCCAUUUUGUUUUGCAGUCUGAUAAAAGUGAAGUGCCCGUGGACUGUGAACACACUGAAACUGAUCGAUAGAUCUGCAUGGUACCAAACACCCUGUGACAUGUUGCCACAUAAACAUGAAAGCUACUUUUGUAAUGUGAAACCAGAAAGAAAUGAUGAAUUUGAUUAUGAUGAAGAUGAUAAUCAUGGUGAUGGAAUGGAACAAGUUUGGUUGAAGAGGUAG